Harmonia axyridis is the source of this 2871-nucleotide messenger RNA. RefSeq names its product calpain-9-like. The transcript is spliced from 16 exons. Gene Ontology annotation, cellular component: cytoplasm. The record is from RefSeq and is a predicted model, not a curated record. Gene Ontology annotation, molecular function: calcium-dependent cysteine-type endopeptidase activity. Lineage: Eukaryota; Metazoa; Arthropoda; Insecta; Coleoptera; Coccinellidae. Gene Ontology annotation, biological process: proteolysis. Bases 254 to 2641 code for a protein of 795 amino acids.
CCAGUUGAACCGCGGUGUUUCUUCGAGCUUGAGCUGUUGCUGGCACGUCUUCCGCGAGCGUUGUCACGUGCGUUCUCGGAGAUUGUUUACUCUAGUUGCGUACUUGUUGGGAGCAACUCGGAUUUAUUGGAUUAUAACGAUUGUUUUCGACAAGAUAAGGACAUCAAGACAGUGGAGUUCGGUUUGUGUGAUUGUGGAAAACCAUGUGAUAUUCGUUCUACACUAGUGAACUUCAAAGUGAUACGAAUUCAUUAUGCCUCAACAAACAGUUUUGCGCCAUACACAUCUCUCUAAUGGACAUCUGACGAAUGGUCAUAUACCAAAUGGUCAUGCUGGUCACAAUGGACAAGCAGUCCAUAAUGGGCAUGUCAACCAUAACGGACAUGCCAACCACAAUGGUCACGCUGGUCACAAUGGGCAUGCUGGUCACAAUGGUCAUGCAUUCAGUAAUACCAACGGACAUAUUCAGCAGAAUGGCCAUACGCACUACAUACAGAACGGACAUGCCAAAAGCAAUGGUCAUAUAGGUCCAAAUAUCAACGGUAGGGCAUGGCUGAAUGGACAUGCAACUAAACCAGAAGACAAACAGUCAACAAUUUCGAGAUACUGUACUACAGAAAGACAGAGAAACAAUAGCUAUCAGGCCAUAAGAAGAAAUUGUCGGGAAAAAGGAAUAUUAUUCGAAGAUUCUGAUUUUCCAGCCUCGUCGAAGUCUUUGUACCAUCAUAAAAAGGUUUCUCUGCAACCUAUUAUCUGGAUGAGGCCUCACGAAAUUUGCCAAAGACCAAAAUUCAUCAGUGAGAACACUAACGAUACUCAAAGGUUUCAAGUGGAAGCUGGAGAGCUAGGAGACCAGUGGUUGUUAGCAGCCAUAGCCUCUUUAGCGCUUACACCAAAAUUCCUAGAGAGGGUUAUCCCUUUAGAUCAAGGCUUUGAGAACUCUCAUUCUUAUUGUGGAGUAUUCAGGUUUCGUUUUUGGCAUUUUGGAGAAUGGAGAGAAGUGAUAGUUGACGACAAGCUGCCAACACACAAAGGAAGACUGGUUUAUCUACACAGUACAAAUAGUAUAGAAUUUUGGGCAGCAUUACUCGAAAAAGCAUAUGCCAAGUAUUAUGGAAGUUAUGAAUGCCUAACUCAAGGAUCCACAACAAGAGUACUGCAGGAUUUGACAGGAGGUAUAGUACAAAGUUUCGGAUUGAACCACCAGGAUAGGUUUUUAACAUUUCAAGUCCUCAACAGUGCAGUUCCUAGGUCUAGUCUACUUAUAGCUACAAUUUCUCAGGAAAAAGAUAAUAAACGUCAGCUACGUCUGAGAAAUGGCUUGAUUACUCAGCAUGCUUACAAUGUAACCGGAUUGGCAAGGGUAAGGGGUGCAGCAGGUGAAACCCCUCUGGUGAGACUGAGAAACCCUUGGGCAAGAGGAGAGUGGACUGGAGCCUGGAGUGAGAGAUCUUGGGAAUGGGAUGGUCUCUCGAAUAGGGAUAAGGAGCUCUUAAGUGUCAGGGUAACCAACGAUGGGGAAUUCUGGAUGUCUUUUGAAGACUUCUCCAGGCAUUUCACUCAACUGGAUCUGGUACAUAUUGGACCAGAUGAUUGGAUCAUGGAAUCUGCACUACAUUCGAAACAACCGUGGAGAGCAGUUUUAGCUAGGAGAAGAUGGAGGACGGGUUAUAAUGCAGGUGGAGGACCCAAUUAUAUUGAGACUACAGCAAUGAAUCCCCAAUUCCAUGUGCAAAUACCUAGGACGUCUUCUAAUAAAUGUCAUGUGGUGGUAUCCAUCACGCAGUUCUAUGAGACCAAUGUGGUCGAUGUGAAGAAAAAGAAACCUCUCUUCGCUAUAGGAUUUGCUGUCUAUGAAGUUCCACAUUCCAUGCAGAGACUGACCCCCCAUUUCGUUGGAGAACAAAAACCUUUAGAUGUAACAAACCACUCGAUAGCUAGAGAAGUGGUCACCUUCUUCACCUUACCACCUGGAGAUUACAUAAUUGUACCUCAGACUAAUGUACCCAAUCAGGAUGGAAAAUUUCUUCUCAGAAUAUUCACAGAUGAACAGAGUAAUAUUUGGGAAGUAAACGAGGAUAACAUGUUAAUUCGAAAUAUUUCUACUGAAUUUUUGGAAGAGAAUACUUCUAUUACGCCCGAAGGAAAGUCUGUGCUGUCCAAAUUUUUAAUGAAAUAUCCACCAGAAAUCGAUGCUAGUCAAUUGCAAAAGAUCUUGAGGACACAUUGGAAGAAUUAUCUAUCCGAAAAGCCAAGCUUGGAGCUUUGCAAAGGUUUGAUAAUGCUGAGGGACUUCAAUAUAAGUGGAAGACUGAAUAUGCUAGAUGUACCUGUAUUACUGCAUAUGCUGCAAUUUUGGAGGCUGGCUUUCCAAAAAUUUGAGAGAAAUCAUAACAGUGGAAAGACUUCUAGCUACAACCUGAGAGCCUUGUUGUGGGAAGCCGGAUGUACAGUUAGCAAUAAGGUGUUAGAAUGUUUAGUACUACGUUUUGCGAAAAACAGAAUUCUUACGACAGAAAAUUACAUAAUGGCUUUAGUACGAUUACAUCUUGCACAUGAAAGAUAUCAUAACAUAGACACUAAAAUGAAAGGAAAUCCCCUCACUCUAGAAGAGCUCAUAUUGAUGACGAUAUACUCAUAAUGUGACCGCAUGGCUUAGAACACAAGAUCGUGGAAAACUGAUGGCCUGAUACUAACCCAAAUGGUUAUGUAAUUUUAAGCUACCAAAGAUUUAGUUUAUUGAUUAUUCACUAUUAAAUUAUACACUUCUAUUAUUUUCGCGGAAUCUGUAUAUAGCUGAUAAAUUUUAUUUAUUGAUUAUUUAAUUCAGAAUUAUGUGCAAUAUAUAAAUUUGUUUUUAGAUAAGACAUU